Molecule: messenger RNA, 3302 nt
Organism: Brassica rapa (field mustard)
Lineage: Eukaryota; Viridiplantae; Streptophyta; Magnoliopsida; Brassicales; Brassicaceae
Product: probable WRKY transcription factor 58
Biological process (GO): regulation of DNA-templated transcription
Molecular function (GO): DNA-binding transcription factor activity; sequence-specific DNA binding
Source: RefSeq, a predicted model, not a curated record
GGGUUUGAUAUAUAAUUAGCCAAUAAUCAACUUAAUGAUUUCGCAAUCAAAUGGAUCCCCCUUUAGAUUUUUUCCAUUCAAAUCUUACACAAAUCUCUCAUACAAAUCAAGUAUUAUAUAGCAAAACUAAAUCCAAGUGUAUACGUGUAAAAACUCUAUACUGUACCAUAUCUUCUUUUUAAUAAAAAUGCUCUAUUUAAAAAAAAACAUUAUAUUUUAACUUUAAAAAACAUAGUUAACAUAUAUUUUUUUUGGUAAAACAUAGUUAACAUAUAUGCCAAUAUAUAGAUUCACAACUCGAGUUUGACAUGUUUACAACACGUGAACAGAUAUGAACAAAAUUCCACUUGAUAUGUUAAAGGUCUUGCAUAAUUUCUGUAAAGCAUGAUUUUCACAACAAAAAAAAAUUACAAUGAAAAGACAUAAGGAAGCAUGAAUUUUAAUUUUUGGUCAAAAAGUAUAAAUUUAAUUUUGUAACUCAUUAUCUAUGAUAAUUAUCUAAUACAAAAAGUCAAAGUUCUUUUAUUUUUUCGCAUUUUAUUCUUGUACAUUGAAGAUUAUGUUCUACAUGAUAUAAAUAACAUAAGCAAGUUGGUCCUUUUGUGUUUGGCGUAUAAAGGAAUAAGGUGAAUUCUUAUUGGCUAUUCCCAUUAUUCGCAUUUAAUUCCCACCUGUAAAUUCAUUAACCUUUACGUAGCAAACAAAACAAUAUCAACCCUCUCCGUUAGUAACGCUAAAUAUAGUCUAUGCAAAGCCAGAGUCUUCAUGGCAUGAUGACUGGACUGGUCUUGUUUUGUAUUAAUAUCUAUACGUUCAUUUAAUCAUUUUUUGGUUUUUGUUUUGUGCACUACGUUCAUUUAAUCUAAAAAGUGUGUGUUUGUCGCCAUUUGGUGGAUGCCUUGCACUCUUGCAGUGCCGGUCUUGUGAGGCAAACUUCGAAAAAAAAAACAUCUAUGAUCAACACUGACGGACAUAAUUUUCAACUUUAUAUAUAUUCAAAUGAUACUAAUUAAAGUUAUGAGUUUAUAAUUAUUGUGGUUUCAGGGACAAGAGAUUAAUAUGGAUAAUACAAGACUCACAAGUUCAAUUCGGGUUUUAAAAGAAAUUCUAGACAUAUUUACCAAGUGAAACAAUCUCAUAUGUUUACUCAUGUAAGUUUUGAUUAUCUUUUACUCAAUGUUUCAAAUAAUGAUAAUUCCAAAACAGCAAACAAGAAAAGGUCUAGUAAACAUUGUAUUGACCCAUAAAAAAUUACCUUAGGUUAUGCAUAAGUACAAUUGUACAAAUAGCAGCACGUUGUCACAAAGAAAAAUGGAGACCAAAUGGUGCAAUAUAAGAUGACUUUUACAAGUUAAACACCAUCAAUCUGGUUAUCUAAUCAAACUUUUCAAAUAAAAUAAAAGAUGCAAGUUGAAUUAUUUAUCCAUAGUACUAAUAAAAAAGAUUAAAUGUAAAAUUCAGAACAGAGAGAUUGGACCACAAUAAAUUAGUAAUAAUGAUAUGUUAUUAAUUAUUAUAGAUUAAAGAAAUUCCAUUUUUAGCCCGCGGACUUUUGAAUACCAAUGUCAAGGCUGCACGAAACCAAACUGGAAAAUCAGACAUUGAAACAGAAGACUCUUGUCUCUUUGUUUUUCUUCUAUAUAUACACACGGUAAUAUCAAAGUCUAAAGAGAUUUAAUUACAAAGAUUGAGAUUUACUUCAGAAAUGGCGGUGGAGGACGAUGUAUCUUCGAUGAGAACGACGACGUUAGUAGCUCCAACAAGACCCACGAUCACAGUUCCUCAGAGACCACCGGCGAUUGAAACGGCUGCGUAUCUAUUUGGCGGUGGAGAUGGGCUUAGUCUGAGCCCAGGGCCACUUUCUUUUGUCUCGUCUUUGUUCGUUGAUAGCUUCCCUGACGUUCUGACGCCGGAUAAUCAAAGGACAACAUCGUUUUCUCAGCUUCUCGCCGGAGCUAUCUCGGUGUCUCCAGGCGGAGGCGGAGGACGUUCGAUGGCAGGGAUGUUCGCCGGAGGAAGUACGAUGUUUACAAUUCCUUCUGGCCUUAGCCCUUCUAGUCUUCUUACCUCUCCCAUGUUCUUUCCUCCUCAGUCACCAGGUCAGACCAGCCUUGUCCAACCGCAACGACCAGACUCAUUUCCUAACCAGAUGCCACCAUCAACAUCCACGGCCGUGCAUGGUCGUCAAUAUUUUGAAGUUUCGCAAGCUGAUCAUAGGGCUAGAAACCAUUAUAAUAAUCCGGGGAAUAACAACAAUAAUAACCGGUCGUAUAACGUGGUGAACGUUGAUAAACCGGCGGAUGACGGUUAUAACUGGAGGAAGUACGGCCAAAAGCCGAUCAAAGGGUGUGAAUAUCCGAGGAGUUAUUACAAAUGCACACAUGUUAAUUGUCCGGUUAAGAAGAAGGUUGAACGGUCAUCAGAUGGGCAGAUCACUCAGAUAAUUUACAAAGGUCAGCAUGACCAUGAGAAGCCUCAAAACCGUCGUGGUGGUGCUGGUGGUGGCAGAAAUUCUGGUGAGAUUGGUGAUAUUCAUUACAUUGGUGGUUCAGGACAGAUGAUGGAAUCUAGUGAUGAUAGUGGUUAUGGUAAGGAUCAUGAUAAUGAUACUGAUGAUGACGAUCUUCCGGCUUCGAAGAUAAGAAAAACUGACGGUGGUGUGUCCACAACUCACCGGUCGGUGACCGAGCCGAAGAUCGUCGUUCAGACAAGAAGUGAAGUCGACCUUCUCGACGAUGGUUAUAGGUGGCGCAAGUAUGGACAAAAAGUUGUCAAAGGAAAUCCACAUCCAAGGAGCUAUUAUAAAUGUACAACGGCGAAUUGUACGGUCCGUAAACAUGUAGAGAGAGCUUCAACGGAUGUGAAGGCUGUCAUUACAACUUACGAAGGUAAACAUAACCACGACGUCCCUGCUCCUAGAAACGGCACUGCUGCAUCAUCCUCAGCCACGGCGGGAACGUCCGACCAUCACCGUAUGACAUCAAUGUCGGGGCAUAUGCAACAACAUAUGAGUUUCGCUAACACCAAUAAUACAGGCCAAUCUCCGGUUCUUUUGAGAUUGAAAGAAGAAAACAAAUAACUACUAAUUGACUUUUAAACAGAGGAUUUCGAGAUUGAUUUAGCCGCUCGGUACUACUUAUUGACUUGUAACAUGUGUGAUGUGACUUGAGUGCAUGCUUGAGUAAAGAAAUGAAAAUCAAAACCUCUAAUAAGUUUUUGUUUCUUUUUCUCUUGAAUUGUGAGUUUUUCUUUGUAUUUAAUCAUUGAUUGAGGAUAUGAAACAUAUAUGUAAAUUACAAAAA